AUGCCAGACAAGACAUUCGUUCUGCGUCCAUGGUUGAUCUCGGAUGGGGAGGACAACAAAAGUAUCUCCGUGCUUCUGGACGGCGAGGAGUCAACGUUAGAGUUCAUCAAGCUCACAUCAUGUUCGGGAUGGGAUUACAAGGAUAAUGUGGAUGCCUAUGUAGUUGUAUAUGCCACGGACGAUAGACAGACAUUUGACCGGGCCGUCGACCUCCUCUACUGUCUCCGCAAAGACGAAAAGAAAGAAAACGCAACGAUAUUGGUGGCAAACAAAUGUGAUUUAGAACGCUCCCGAACAGUCUCUAUAGAAGAGGCCAAGGCGGUGGCUAAGACGUAUGAAGCCAAGUUUGUUGAGACGUCAACAGUGGUCAACCACAAUAUAGACGAGCUUUUAGUGGGAAUCCUUAGCCAGAUCCGCCUCAAACUGAAGCAGCAGGAUAAGCCGCGCACGCGCACUGAGGUCGCCCAGGGCUGCAUCAACAAGAGCAAGUCACUCUUCAACAAAAUUUUCCGCAAGGAGGACAUGUCAAAGUCCUGUCAGAAUCUCUACGUGUUGUGAAGUCCAAACUUGUCUUAUCAAUGUCUUUCAAACGUUACAAUGAAUGUGUAUCAAAGUGCAAAUUAAGAAAGUUUUUAUGAACUCUAGUGUUCUAAGAAUUUAUAUCGGGGUUUGAACGAUAGUUUUUCAGUAGAGGUUUGCAAUAAGUAAGACUUAUUUUCAAUUGAAUUAAUUCAUGAAGUUUUAAUUGCUUAUUUUCAAGGAAUUGUAAAUAGUGUUUUUUGAGUGACAUACUGCUUUUGUCACAAACCAUUCAUACACAUUGUAUAAAAGGUGGAAAACAUCAUCAUCUGACAAGGUACCCAUAGAGAAAUGUCCCUUUUGUGAAAUAAUUAUUUUUUCUUUGUUUUCAUGGUAAAUAUUCAAAUGUGAUUGGUCGAAAAAUUCUUUUCAUUCUUCUAUGAAAGAAAUUCCG
Molecule: messenger RNA, 973 nt
Organism: Pecten maximus
Lineage: Eukaryota; Metazoa; Mollusca; Bivalvia; Pectinida; Pectinidae
Product: GTP-binding protein GEM-like
Exons: 4
Coding region: 1-558 (185 amino acids)
Cellular component (GO): plasma membrane
Molecular function (GO): GTPase activity; GTP binding; calcium channel regulator activity
Source: RefSeq, a predicted model, not a curated record